GCGUAUUUUUGAAAUUUGUUUGAUGUGUAUUGUACAAUAAAAAUAGAUAAGGAUUUGAUAUAAAAAAACGCAUCUGGUAAGAUUGAUACAGCAAGAAAAAGAGUUUAAAGCGAAGUUUGAUCAAGCACAGAUUGCGGAAAGUUAUUGGGAGGAGUAAAUUUUAUAUCAUUACUGCUUUGCCAGAAAUUGUGUUCACACGCUGAGCGAUUUUUUCAAGAAGUCUGAGAGGAACAUGUAAUUUGGGUGUAGUAAAGCAAAUAUAUAAUGGCGCUCCUUGUGACGACAGAAAGUUUAGUUGAACACAACGAGAUGGGCGUACAGCAAGCCCGUACUCAACAGAUGUUGCAAGAACUAAAGAAAGAAAAUUUCGAUUUGAAGUUACGUUUGUACAUGACGCAGAAAAACAGCGAGACAGCUGAAGAGAAAGCGUCAGAGUAUGAACAACAACUCGCUGCUUUGCUGAACAAUUUGGAGGAUCAGCAACAACUUUCCGAACAGCAGACACGCGAGUUGAACGAGUCAAAAGCUCGCGAGAAACGAUUGCAAUCAGAGAAAAACAAAUUACAAGUCACGUGUCAACAACAGGAUGAAAAAAUUCACAACUUAUCACUAAGUUUAUCCAAAUUAUCAUCCAGCAUGCACGACGUGUCGUCGCCAAAAUACAGUACUCCAAUGCGUACUGCAACGUCGGCGUAUUUUCCCGAUGACGAGGACCAUGAUGAUUCAGAUGUACGUCCUCUUUCGCCGACGCGACCGAAUGUCUCCCACGUUGCUCCGAUGAGACGAGGUGUGAUUUCGACGUCGAGUUUUAACGAUGAAAGCACGUCGGCAGGUUUAAUGUCGCACGACAGAGGUGUCCACCAUAGCGUGUCGGAGAGUACUAACUACCACACGUCGACUCCUGUAACUAAGAACUACUACAACACGAGCCUUGACAACCGACAUAACCAAGGCUUUGACAACGUCGGCAUUGUCCGACCGAAUAACACCAGAACUGUUGUUGACGUGGAAAUUCCCGAUUCGCCGACAGCCACUGACACACCGAAAAAGAAGAAGAAAGGCAUUAUGAAGGUUUUCAAGUUAUGCACCGGAAAGUCCGGAGAAAACCGUGCCCGUCAAGAAAGCAUGUAUCACAAGAAAGAGCCUGCUAAAAUUACCAUGACUACGUACAAUGAAUAAGAACGUCAUCGUUCUAUUUUUAGAAUCAAAUAUUUUUAAAGUUUUAUUUUUUAAAAGAGAAUUUUAUAAAUAGAAUUAACAUUUCAUGUUAUUUGAUAGUGCAAUAUGCUUCCGUUUUAUCGUUAGGUGGUGCUUGGUAUAAACUCAGGACCAGCCCCUUUUUGUUAGCGUAGCAUAUAGAAAGAAGUUGCUCACGAUCUUUAAAAAUUUCCAUAGAAAACAGAGGAGGCUUUUAAACUAAAACCGUUUUAUUAAAAGAACUGCAUUUGUUAUGUAUUUUUUGGGUAGUUAUAACAAUUUCAAGGUACAAAACAAAAUCUAGGGAAUAAAAUUUUGCCUAACUUUUGACGACAACGUGCCCACGUAUAUGUUCAUAUAGGAUGUUUUCAUUUCCAAAUUUACGUCUAGUGUAACAUUUCUAACUAUGCACAUUUUUAAGGCGUCGUCGAACUAAAGUGUAAGGGUUAUCGCUUGGUUGAAAGUAAGGCUCAUUGAGUGGUUGAAAGUGAGGCGGAUUGUAUCUAAUUGAAUAUUUUAAAAACGAUUGAUAAUCUUAUGUUAAUAUUAUAUUUACAUAAUAUAGGUAAUUAUGCAUUAUAUAGUAAAAUUAUGCAUGUUAAUGUUAAUUAUGCAGUGCUGAAAACAGAGUAUUUUUAAGUGAUAUUCUUUGAUGUUCUCAUUACAUAAAGUCAUUGUUAUUUUUAGCUCCAAUGAGGGAGCGUUUUCUCACAACUAACUCUCCUGGAUAAUAAUAUUUAUAAUUGGUGUGUGAAUAUUUUCGUAAACGAAGCACAUAGUUCGAUUUCAAUUGGUUCUUAACAAAUCAGAUUGUUUUGUUUCGAUUUUGAUUGGCUUUUAACUCAACGUCCUCUUUUGAUUUUGAUUGGUUCUCCAUAUAUCUGUUAGUUUGUUUAAACUUUAUGACUGUACAUGAAAACAUUUCUUUCUCCAAAUCACUUGAAGUGAAAACUAGGCUUUGUUACUUGGUAACUACGCUUUUCUUACACUAAACAUUUUAUAAUUUUAUUUUAGCUAUUAAUUACGGGGUAUGUAUAUUAUAUAAUUUUUAAUGUUUUAUAACCACGGGUUUUACUCAUUCAAAUUUAUGCGCUGCAUUUCUUUGUACUUUCUGAAAAAUUAACUUUUUCGGCUGAGCUGAAAAAAAUCCUGAAAACGAGGCUUUAAAUUUUACAGGUCAACUACAGGUUUUAAACUUUGAACAUUUUCCUAUUCUCUAGGUUUACACAAUCUAUUUUUUUACAUAUGUAUAUGAUAUAUUAUUUUGAUUAUUUAUUAUUACAAAUCUAAUUUUCGUUUACGAGCCAACAUGGUUCGACAUGGAUAUAUAUAGUAAUUCUUCCUCAUUCAAGUAAUGUACAUAUUUUGUAUCAUCAUGUAAAAAAAUCUAGCCAAGUU
Molecule: messenger RNA, 2595 nt
Organism: Hydractinia symbiolongicarpus
Lineage: Eukaryota; Metazoa; Cnidaria; Hydrozoa; Anthoathecata; Hydractiniidae
Exons: 3
Coding region: 265-1179 (304 amino acids)
Source: RefSeq, a predicted model, not a curated record